Venustampulla echinocandica is the source of this 960-nucleotide messenger RNA. RefSeq lists its product as uncharacterized. Gene Ontology annotation, cellular component: replication fork protection complex; nucleus. NCBI's taxonomy places the organism in Eukaryota, Fungi, Ascomycota, Leotiomycetes, Helotiales, Pleuroascaceae. Gene Ontology annotation, biological process: DNA damage response; replication fork processing; replication fork arrest. The record is from RefSeq and is a predicted model, not a curated record. Bases 1 to 960 code for a protein of 319 amino acids. Gene Ontology annotation, molecular function: DNA binding. The transcript is spliced from 3 exons.
AUGUCUUCUCCAGGUGUUGCCAGUCGACCACUACCAACAGACGGCCCAUCCGCCGGGGGUGAUGAACUCGAUGACCUCUUCGACUAUGAAGGCGGCAUGGAUGACCCAUUCAGCGAAAAUUACAAGCCACCUGUCACGAGCAAGCAAACUACGAACCCCACGGCAGCGAGAGAGAGAUCUGGUGCUGGGUUAGGGAUUGAUGAGGAGGUUGAAGUUACAAGGAAACCCAGAGCACCAAGAGUGAAGCUUGACGAGCAUAGGCUUCUCUCUGCUGCUGGAAUCCCAAAAUUACGCAAGAGGGCAAGAGAUCAUCUCAAAUUCAAGGGCAAGGGUCAUGAGUUCUCCGAUGCUGCAAGGCUCCUCGGCUUUUACCAACUAUGGCUCGAUGAUCUCUUCCCUAAAGCACGUUUUCUCGAUGCGUUAGCGAUGGUGGAGAAGAUGGGACAUAAGAAAGUGAUGCAAGCUGCACGGAUGGAGUGGAUUAAUGAAGGCAAACCACAUUCCUCAGUACAUGAAGAUUCCCUAUUCGAUGAGCCGGCUCUUCCGCCGAGACAAGAUGUCGAGAGAGAAAAUACGGCUUCAAGGAUUGCGCCAAUAUUCGAGAAACCUACGACUGAGAGACCGAAGACACCCGCGCAGGAUCCUGAUGCUGAAGAGAAUGAUUUAUAUGACGCUACCCCCAAGGCGAUUCGCCGAAAUCCUGAAGACUCUGUUCCGCAGACAGGAUCAAUAUUUGGCCCUGGUGCAGCGAGUAUAUUUGGGCCUCAGAAGAACAUUGUCGCCGAUGACGGGCCUCCUGAGGAUGAUCUUGAUGCUUUGCUAGCAGAGGAGGAAAUGAUGCAAAUGUCUGCUAAGGCUGCGCAACCGCCCCCAGGCCCAAGUAACGCUGCUGCCCCUAGGGAUGAUUUUGAUGAUGACAUGGAAGCUAUGGCAGAGAUGGACAUGGAUGGUAUGUGGUAA